AUGGAUGUUGCACUCCCACAUGCUCGGGCCUGCCUCCCCCUCUCCCUCACGCCUCCAACGGUUCCCCGCCCGACGCUCUCCCCCACCCUCUCCCCCGCGGCUCCCCUCCCCCUUGUGUCCCCCGCCAACGCCCCUGCCUCCUCCGCCACCCCGCGCCACCCCAUCUCCGAUCCGCAGCCCCCGCGCCCCUACCUCCUCCACACUCCGCGACCCUGCCUCCUCCGCCGCCGUGGCACGACGUGCUCCGCCCGAACCUGCCCGGCCGUCUGCAACUCCGACCGCCGCGAACUGCUCCGCUUGAACCCGCCCGGUCGCCUGCAACUCCAACCGCGCCACGAGGUCGUACUCCUCCUCCACGCCACUCCUCCGCCGCGUCACUCCUUCGCCCCCGCCUCCUCCGCCGCGGCACUCAUCCGCCCCCGCGCCUCCGCCGUGAACCGCGAGAUGAGCAUCUGUGCAUUGGCAGUUGCAUCUCGUCAACUAGCUCCUGAGUUCAAGGAUGCUGCAAUGAAACGGGCAGAGAUGCACCACAAACGCUGUUAUCAAUGAAAUGGAGCAGGUCUGCUUGAAUCAAACGGGCAGAGAUGCACCACAAACAAUAUGACACUUAUAGCUUUGUGAGAACAGUACCUGGUUGAAGCUCACAACAAAGCUAAAUGUCUGCGUUGAAAGCACAAACUGAAAAUGAAGUCUAUUCAACACCAUUUGAUCUUUCUGG
Molecule: messenger RNA, 718 nt
Organism: Panicum hallii
Lineage: Eukaryota; Viridiplantae; Streptophyta; Magnoliopsida; Poales; Poaceae
Exons: 4
Coding region: 1-549 (182 amino acids)
Source: RefSeq, a predicted model, not a curated record